AUGAAUAUUUUAAUUGGUUAUUUAUUUCUUUUAUUACAAAUAAAGACUAUAGAGUCUAUAAAUAUGAAAAAUAACAAUCAAUUGCAGAAUCAAACACGAAAUGAAAAAAAGAACAUAUUGUUUAAUAUUGAAACAUCAAAUGAUAUUUAUGAUUCAUCAUUAUCGCAUGAAUCUUCGAGAAUUUGUAUGCCUUUGUACAGUUGUUCAUCAAAUGUUAAUGGAUCUGUAUGUGUUAUAUUAGUAGCAGUCUUUAUAUUGAUUAUUUGUCUUCGAUAUCAUUGUUAUGAAUAUUGUCAUGUUAAAAAACAACUUGAUCAACUAUCAUUACAAAAAUCAAGAUUAUACGUGCCAAAUAACUUUCCUGUACAGCAUUGGAAUAGUUUUGUGUGA
This is a messenger RNA of Rotaria sordida, 390 nucleotides long. The record is from the annotation of a GenBank genome assembly. NCBI's taxonomy places the organism in Eukaryota, Metazoa, Rotifera, Eurotatoria, Philodinida, Philodinidae.